Penicillium nucicola is the source of this 1074-nucleotide messenger RNA. Its product is annotated as tyrosinase family protein. Gene Ontology annotation, molecular function: oxidoreductase activity. The record is from RefSeq and is a predicted model, not a curated record. The transcript is spliced from 4 exons. NCBI's taxonomy places the organism in Eukaryota, Fungi, Ascomycota, Eurotiomycetes, Eurotiales, Aspergillaceae. Bases 1 to 1074 code for a protein of 357 amino acids.
AUGGUUGCUUUUUCUUCUUUGCUUUUGGCUCUUGCGGUGGGCUCAGUUGGUGCUUCGUUAUUGCCGCAUAAGUUGGACUCGUGUGGACCGAUCAACCAAGCGACUAGAAAAGAAUGGGGCCAGUUGACGCCUGCCGAGCGCAUUGAAUAUACCGACGCCGUACUCUGUAUGCAAAAGCAACCUCAGCAUCUCCCGAGAGAGGAUUUCCCCGGCGUUCGGAAUCGGUUCGAUGAUUUUGUGGCAACCCACAUCAACUACACCCUCAACGUCCAUUACAGCGGUCUGUUUCUGCCAUGGCACCGACACUUCCUCUGGCUCUGGGAGACAGCUCUCCGCGAUGAGUGCGGAUACAAUGGACAACUCCCGUACUGGAACUGGCCGCACUGGGCCAACAACCUCGCCGCCAGUCCCCUCUUCGACUGUAGCGACAGCUCCCUCUCCGGCGACGGCGAAUACAACCCCGACGAAGUAAGCAUCCAAGGUGGCAGCGUAACCCUGCCCAGGGGGAGCGGCGGCGGCUGUGUCCGCUGCGGGCCCUUCAAAGACAUGGAACUCCACCUGGGUCCAUUUUCCAGGAAUCUUGCCUCGUUCACUGAAAUCCCAGCUCCGGCAUUUGAGUAUAACCCGCGCUGCUUCAACCGAAGCCUCAACAACUUCGUCAGCACCAACUACAACAACGAAACCAUCGUUGACAGACUGCUCGCCUCGACCGACAUCGUCGACUUCCAGACUGUCAUGGACCACUGGCCCGCCAACGCCGAGGGUGUUCUCGGCGUCCACGGCGGCGGCCAUUUCAGUCUAGGCUCAACACUCCAAGAUCUUUUCGCUUCACCACAGGAUCCGGCUUUUAUGUUGCAUCAUGGCAUGAUUGACCGGUUGUGGAGUCAGUGGCAGGCUCGGGAUGAACGGCAUCGCCGGUUCGCUUUAAAUGGCACUAGUACUAUCCUCAACCCGCCCGAAGGAAUCCGGGUCACCUUGGAUAUGGACAUGGAGUUCGGAAUUUUGGAUCGGCCGCGGUCGGUUCGUGAUGCCAUGGACCCGACCAGAGCUGGGUACUGUUAUUCGUAUACUUGA